AUGCUCAGGAAAAAAAAUAAUGGACCUGAUGGAAAUGACUGGAAGCGCAUGUUCCACCUCAUUUCUUCGAUGAGUGAUGGAGUUAAACGUGAAAUUGAUAUUGCAUCGCAUGGUGGAGAUGUUGCGGUUAUUGAUGGCGAGGAGGAGGAGGAGGAUGACAACUCAUCGGAAAUUCAACUCACAUGUCCGAUUUGCUUGGAUGUCGUCGGAAGCGAAUCUAUCUUGAUAUUUGCUGGAUGCGGCCAUAUGAUAUGUGACGGAUGUUCAUUAAGUUUUUUUGAGCAGCAAGAGAUCGAAAAUGAAAGUACAGGCAGCGAUAAAGCGUGUUGUAUGACUUGUCAUCAUGACGUUGCGGUUGCAGAUCUAAUUGAGUUCCCUCUAUAUCAGAAAGUGGUUUACGAUGGCUAUACCUAUGAUAGGUUGAAUCUAGUCUUCGAUACGAACAAGAAGAAAAAAACAAGCAACAUGGAUAAAAUUGCAAAUCUCAUUCGCCAGCACAAGGGCUUUCUACCUUCAGCGAAGAUGAACAAAACCUUGGACUUGAUCAAAGACAUCACGACGAGCAAUCUUGAUGAAAAAAUCAUCGUAUUUUCUCAUUUUACGACCACAUUCGACUUGAUGGGUUAUGCCCUCAAACAGGAGAACAUAAAGUAUUUGCGGUAUGAUGGUAGCAUGAAUAUUGAUCUGAAGAAUGCCACAAUCAAAGACUUUUAUGAAGGGAAUACUAGAGUGUUACUCCUUUCUUUGAAAGCUGGUAAUGUUGGUUUGACCUUGACGUGUGCAUCACAUGUUAUUAUCAUGGAUCCAUUUUGGAACCCCUUUGUGGAAGACCAGGCUAUGGACAGAGCCCACAGAUUUGGACAGAUGAAGCCGGUACAUGUAUAUAAAAUUUUGAUUCGUGACAGUGUGGAGGACAGAAUCAUGGAUUUGCAAGAGCGCAAGAAAGAAUUGAUAAAUGCUGCACUAGAUGAAAAGGAGUUGAAAAACAGCAGUCACCUUGGAAGAAGAGAAUUGGGUUAUUUGUUUGGUUUGAAUACAUUGGGACAAAUUGUAUAG
Molecule: messenger RNA, 1056 nt
Organism: Clavispora lusitaniae ATCC 42720
Lineage: Eukaryota; Fungi; Ascomycota; Pichiomycetes; Serinales; Metschnikowiaceae
Source: RefSeq, a predicted model, not a curated record